Iphiclides podalirius (scarce swallowtail) is the source of this 1257-nucleotide messenger RNA. The record is from the annotation of a GenBank genome assembly. Lineage: Eukaryota; Metazoa; Arthropoda; Insecta; Lepidoptera; Papilionidae.
AUGCGCGACGUCGCGAGUCAUCACGCGCCGGGCAUGGGACUCUGUAUCGCUGACCUCGAGACGCGGCGGAACAGCCCGCGCGGCGGGAGACGAGCACGCGCCUCUAUAUCAGAGGCGGCUCGCAGCGUCACCAUCAGUCGAGCAUCGACCGUCGCACAGGACGCACGCAUGCGCCCCCACUUGAGCCGAGUGCCGAGCGUUUCGGCGAUGUUGCCGCGAGUGCUGAUGUACCUGGCGGUCGCGGCCGCCCACUACCCGGCGCAGUCGCCGUGCGUUAGCGGCGAGCUGACGGUGGCCGAGCUGACGAACGCCCGCAUAGAGUACGUGAAGCAGCAGAUACUCAGGAAGCUGCGGCUGAGCAGGAAGCCGGCGGUGGCGGUGCCCGUGAACAGCCUCCCGAUGCCCGUAUCUCAGGGCCAGACCCUGAGCGGCGGGUCGGAGAAGCCGCCGGAGUUCGACGACUACUACGGCAGGACGGAGCAGAAGAUCAUCUUCCCCGUCGAAAGCGAAUGUCUGACAACUGGGAGAUAUCCAUUCAUCUGCCUCCAAUUCGAGCUGCCUCCUGACGUCGAACCGGAAGAGGUGACCGUCGUGGAACUUUGGUUCUACAAGGAGCCGGAUCCACUGGACGAAUACAACCAGACGUUCGUGAUAUCUGAGGCGGCGCAUUGGGACAGCCAGCAGCAGUUCAAGAAGACUAAGCCCAUCGCCAUUAAGGAGACGGACAUCGGAGAGGGCUGGGUCCGCGUGGAGCUCGCGUGGGCCGUCAGGGUCUGGCUGGAGGGGAUGGAGAGGCAGCACACGCUGCACGUCGCGUGCAGAACUUGUCAGCUGCGCCGAGCACCGCUCUCGUUCCACAAGAAGCACCGGCCGUUCCUGGUGCUGUACACCAAGUACGCCGGCAAAAGGCGGCGCGGCCGCACCCUGGAGUGCGGCACCACCACCAGCGAGUGCUGCCGCGAGCCGCUGUACGUCAGCUUCAAGGAGCUGGGCUGGGACGACUGGAUUAUCAGACCCUCGGGCUACCACGCCUACUUCUGCAAAGGGACCUGCGCGCCCACGCCGUGUGCGCAAGCCAGCAUAUCGGCCGAAUGUUGUAAAUAUUUCUACUCGGUGUCGAACGAAAGGAGGGCGGAGUUUAAGCCUUGCUGCGCGCCGACCACAUUCAGCUCUCUGCAGUUGCUCUACAUGGACUCGAAUAAUACCGUCACACAGAAGACUCUACCAAACAUGGUGGUGGAAUCUUGCGGUUGUAUG